AUGGCCAUGGUGAGGAACAACACAGUGGUGACAAAAUUUAUCCUCCUGGGCUUUUCAGAUCAUCCUCAAAUAAAGAUUUUCCUUUUUGCAUUAUUUCUGGGAAUCUACCUGCUGACCUUCCUCUGGAACCUGAGUCUCAUCGUGCUUAUCAGGAUGGACGCCCACCUCCACACACCCAUGUACUUCUUCCUCAGUAACUUGUCCUUCCUGGACAUCUGCUAUGUGUCCUCCACAGCCCCCAGGAUGCUCCAUGACAUGAUCGCCAAGCAGAGGACCAUUUCCUUCACUGGCUGUGCCGUGCAAUAUUUCGUCUUCUGUGGGCUGGGGCUCACCGAGUGCCUUCUCCUGGCAGCCAUGGCCUAUGACCGGUUUGCGGCCAUCUGCACCCUACUUCUCUACACGGCCCUUAUGUCCCACACGCUUUGCUUAGAGAUGGUGACUGGGGCCUACGUGGGUGGCUUUCUUAGUUCUCUGAUUGAAACAUACUCUGUCUACCAGCAUGAUUUCUGUGGGCCUAACGUGAUUAACCACUUCUUCUGUGACCUUCCUCCCAUCCUGGCUCUGUCCUGCUCUGACACCUUCGCCAGCCAGGUGGUAACCUUCAUUGUGGGGGUUGUUGUUGGCGUAGUUUCUGUCCUUGUGGUCCUCAUCUCUUAUGGGUUCAUUGUUGCUGCCGUCCUGAGGAUCAGCUCAGCGAAAGGUAGGACCAAGGCCUUUGGCACUUGUGCCUCUCACCUGACUGCUGUGACUCUGUUCUAUGGUUCAGGUCUUUUCAUGUACAUGCGACCCAGCUCCAGCUACUCCCUUAGCCGGGACAAGGUGGUGUCCGUGUUCUAUGCAGUGGUGAUCCCCAUGGCGAACCCCAUCAUCUACAGCCUCAGGAAUAAGGAGAUUAAAAAUGCUUUGAGGAAAGCUGUGGAAAGGGACCAUGCGCGUUCUCAUGGGCACACAUUUAUGUGA
Cavia porcellus (domestic guinea pig) is the source of this 960-nucleotide messenger RNA. RefSeq names its product olfactory receptor 5A2. Gene Ontology annotation, biological process: G protein-coupled receptor signaling pathway. The transcript has a single exon. Gene Ontology annotation, cellular component: membrane. The record is from RefSeq and is a predicted model, not a curated record. The coding region runs from base 1 to 960 and encodes 319 amino acids. Lineage: Eukaryota; Metazoa; Chordata; Mammalia; Rodentia; Caviidae. Gene Ontology annotation, molecular function: odorant binding; G protein-coupled receptor activity; olfactory receptor activity.